This is a messenger RNA of Trypanosoma brucei brucei TREU927, 1209 nucleotides long. RefSeq lists its product as hypothetical. Bases 1 to 1209 code for a protein of 402 amino acids. The record is from RefSeq and is a predicted model, not a curated record. The transcript has a single exon. NCBI's taxonomy places the organism in Eukaryota, Euglenozoa, Kinetoplastea, Trypanosomatida, Trypanosomatidae.
AUGGUUGUAAAUGAGGCUCCGUGGUUGACGCGUUGGAUAGAGGCAUUGUUAGUCGUUGCUGUCUUUUUAAUUUGCUGCACUGCCGACAUGCUCAAGUGUAAUAAUGGAUUCACCUACAAAUGCUCGGAUAAUGGUUAUAGAACAUGCAGGCGCGAACCCCAAAGUUCGUUCUGCGACGAUUUGGUGCUCCCUACAACAGUUAUGAGAGAACUGAGGCGCUGUAGUUGUGAGGACCGUAAGUUCGCUGAAUUACUGCUUCACGUCGUCGAAGUUGGUGCUCCCAUUGCUGCUGGUGGGUCUGGAGGGGAAAAUAUCGAGCGCAUUCCACUAGCCCCGCUUUUGUCAAAUGCUCUGAGGGGUUCCAUUGGCGAUAAGAUCGUGGGCAACAGAAGUAGUGGUAUUUUUAGGGUGCCUGUGCUUGAGGCUCUUCGAAAGGAAAUUGGACUGACUGUUGACAAUUCCACUCCGUGCUUGAAUAGUGAGAGCACCUUCAAGGUUUUUCACAGCCAUGAUAGCGUGCUGGUUCCUGGCUCUGUGAACUUGCUGGAGGAAGUUAAGGCUGCCAUACCCUUUGAUGACGGCGGUAAAAGUAUGCCAGGAAUACGGAGCGCACUGGAGGAACUCCUCAAGCGACGUCAGCAGCCCAACGAACCUGGGGCGAGUUCUUGUAUGUUCGCCCACCUUAUCUUCAUUGUCGUCGGUACUCCUGGAAGAGGUGGAGUGUGGAGUAAUAAUGAAAGUGACACGCGACAUGCUGCGCUACAGCUGAUGGAAGUGCAAGCGCACAUCCGACGGACCAUUAGCCGAUUUUUGCGUGGGAAGAGGAGAUACACUGGCAUGUUGGGGACUGUGUGGUAUGUGGGUGUUCCAGUUGGGUUUCCAGUUCAUAACAACAGUGCCACUGAUGGAAGAGCUGCAGAAAAUGGGCGGACAAGGUCAUGUGACGUUGGUGAUGGACUGCCACGCUGCACCAUGAACUGCACGGCUCAUACGCGGCGGUUAACUUUGUAUAAAAGUGUGAAUGGAGAGUUAGAAAGAAUGGUGGGCUCCCAUGGAAGGCGCCUUAGUGCCCGGACGAUUAUUCUUCCGUACAAUGAUUACUUCAGCACUAUAGGUAAUUUACCAGGGGAAUCUCAAUGGGUGGACUGCUUUACGCUGUCCAGUGGUGGUGUGGCGGAGAUGGCUCGGCUUCUUGUGGAGGGACUGUGA